GGUUCCUUUCUUGAACAAAACUCAAAACUCAGGAAGAGGAAAGGGAAAAACCACAUAGGGUUUUGUCAGAGAAGACGACGAUUCGUUCGAUUAACCAGCGAUGGACGUGAUAAAGUCGCAGCAGAUAUCGGCGAGGCCGAUCGAGAAGGUGAUAGUGCACCCUCUGGUGCUGCUCAGCAUUGUCGACAACUACAAUAGAGUCGCCAAGGACACUCGCAAGCGCGUCAUCGGAGUCCUCCUCGGCAGUUCCUUCAAAGGAACCGUCGAUGUCACCAACAGCUACGCUGUGCCUUUUGAAGAAGACGACAAGGAUCCAAGCAUAUGGUUUCUUGACCACAACUACCAUGAAGCAAUGUUUUCCAUGUUCAAGAGAAUAAAUGCCAAAGAGCAUGUCGUUGGUUGGUACAGUACAGGCCCUAAGCUGCGGGAGAAUGACCUGGAUAUUCAUGGCUUAUUUAAUGAUUAUGUUCCGAAUCCUGUCUUGGUGAUAAUUGAUGUCCAACCUAAGGAGCUUGGAAUUCCCACCAAGGCUUAUUAUGCCGUUGAAGAGGUUAAAGAGAAUGCAACUCAGAAAAGCCAGAAGGUUUUUGUCCACGUGCCUUCAGAAAUUGCUGCUCAUGAAGUUGAGGAAAUUGGAGUGGAGCACCUGCUGAGGGAUGUGAAGGAUACAACAAUUAGCACACUUGCAAAUGAGGUCACUGGAAAACUUGCAGCCUUGAAGGGUUUGGAUGCACGAUUACGAGAAAUGCGUGGUUAUCUUGAUCUUGUGAUUGAUGGGAAGCUUCCUUUAAAUCACGAGAUUCUUUACCAUUUACAAGAUGUAUUCAACCUUCUCCCAAAUCUGAAUGUCACAGAGUUAAUCAAGGCAUUUGCAGUGAAAACAAACGAUAUGAUGUUGGUCAUUUAUCUUUCAUCGCUGAUCAGAAGUGUGAUAGCACUCCACAACUUGAUCAAUAACAAGAUGCUUAACAAAGAACACGAAAAAGCUGAGGAUUCCAAGCCGGCAACGGUACCACCAGUCGCUGGAAGCUGAACUUAGGUUAUGCGAUUAGGAUUUUCUGGUAUGACAAAAGCUCAGGUUUUGAGUGCGGGAUAACCUGUGUUAUAUACUUCUUCAGAGAGUUCCUGAGCUUGAGAAUUUUGGAUUCUAAUAGUCCAGCUGGAGAUAACAGGGUCUCCAAACCUGGGAUUCAUCAUUUCUGUUGAUUUGUCAUGAUGUUGAACUGUAAUAUGCUUAGGUUAUGUUCCAUACUAAAUGGCCAUCUGAUAUAGGAUUUUAUCUUCUUUUUAUUCAGUAUGCGGACUACACUGCCAUCACGAUGAUUUGCGCCUCACUUUCUUGUUUGCGCCUCACCAAAGAAAUUAUAUGGUUUUAUGUCUCAAA
Cornus florida is the source of this 1384-nucleotide messenger RNA. RefSeq names its product 26S proteasome non-ATPase regulatory subunit 7 homolog A-like. Gene Ontology annotation, biological process: proteasome-mediated ubiquitin-dependent protein catabolic process. Gene Ontology annotation, molecular function: protein binding; metallopeptidase activity. The transcript is spliced from 10 exons. Bases 101 to 1033 code for a protein of 310 amino acids. The record is from RefSeq and is a predicted model, not a curated record. Gene Ontology annotation, cellular component: proteasome complex; proteasome regulatory particle. NCBI's taxonomy places the organism in Eukaryota, Viridiplantae, Streptophyta, Magnoliopsida, Cornales, Cornaceae.